Pogonomyrmex barbatus (red harvester ant) is the source of this 1630-nucleotide messenger RNA. RefSeq names its product lanC-like protein 2. Gene Ontology annotation, biological process: carbohydrate metabolic process; peptide modification. NCBI's taxonomy places the organism in Eukaryota, Metazoa, Arthropoda, Insecta, Hymenoptera, Formicidae. Gene Ontology annotation, cellular component: plasma membrane. The record is from RefSeq and is a predicted model, not a curated record.
AACUGAAUUCAAAACUUUGUUUAAAUUUAAUUUAGAACCAACUGUUUAUAUCUGCUUAAGUUAAACAGAUAUAAACAGAUAUACUCAUUCUAAUUUUAAUAUGAAUCAUUUCAGUACAUUUGAAAAUUUAUUGUAUAAGUUUACUACGUGAAGAAAAACAAGAAACAACCUUCAUGCACUAUGGAUUCUACUAAACAUUAUGAAAAUCAAUUUGAAGAUUAUUCCAUUUCUGUUAGUCGCAACAUAGUAAAAAGUGAUCCUAAUAUGAUUCAUGAUGCAUUUAAAACAUUACUAAUAUCAGAAAUUAAAAAGUUUAUAGAAAUUAAAAAAAAUGAAAGGAAAUGGCUCAACAGCAAUGAUUAUACCGUAUAUACCGGACAAGCAGGAAUUGCAUAUACGUUAUAUCAAUAUGGAAAAUAUUACAAUAAUUCUGCAUAUAUGAAUAUGGCAACAGAAAUAUUGCAAAAAUGUACCACAAAAUUUAAAAGUAGACAUGAAAUCACAUUUUUGACUGGAAUUGUAGGUCCAUUGGCUUUAACAGCAGUAAUAUUACAUUCACAACAAAAGAAAGAUGAAGCAGAACAGUUACUUCUUAGGCUGAAGUCUUUAUCCGUUUAUGUUUUGGACAAACAUAGUGAUAUUCCUGAUGAAUUAUUAUAUGGAAGAAUUGGAUAUCUAGCUGGAUUACUUUAUGUAAAUGCAAAUAUAUUGCCACCUCCUAUAGAAGCAGAUCUUAUCAUAGAGGUUAUUUCUUACAUUAUUAAUUCUGGAAUAUCAUAUGCUUUAUCAAAUGAUUGCCAGUCACCUUUAAUGUAUUCUUGGCAUAAUAAAGAAUAUAUUGGUGCUGCUCACGGGUUAGCAGGCAUACUAUAUUUGCUAUUGCAGGCACGACAAUAUUUAACGCAAGUACAAAUGGACAAUUAUAUAAAACCAUCUUUAUAUUAUCUUCAAAAAUUACAAUUUUCUUCUGGAAACUUUCCUUCUUCUACGAGUAAUUCUUCUGACAGAUUAGUACAAUGGUGUCAUGGAGCGCCUGGGAUUGCUGUAUUGUUUUGCUUGGCUUAUAAGAUAUUUGAAGAUAGUACAUUUCUGGAGACUGCAAUACGAUGCGGAGAGGUAACGUGGCAACGAGGAUUAUUAAGGAAAGGAUAUAGCAUUUGCCAUGGUGUUGCUGGAAAUGGUUACACUUUUAUACACUUAUUCCAACAAACAAAGGAUAUCAAAUAUUUAUACCGAGCUUGCAAGUUUGCCGAAUGGUGUUUUCAUUAUGGAUCACAUCAAAAUCAAUCUCCUGAUAGACCGUUUUCUUUGUUUGAAGGUCUUGCUGGGGUUAUUUAUUUUUUAUUGGAUGUACAACAACCACAUUUGGCUAAAUUUCCAGCAUAUGAUAUUUAAAUCAAAAUAUAAUGCUUAAAAGUUGCUAAUUUUUUAUAUUCUUUAAAUGUAUUAUUUUUAAAUUUAAGUAUAUAAGUUAAAUAUUUAUUUAAAAUGAUAUCGUUAAUUAGAUAAAUUAUAUCAUUAAUGAUCAUCUCUAUGACGAAAUGUUAUGUAUAAAAAUAUAUAAAAAUUUCCCCAAUAACCAAAUCUACAGAAAUAAAUUUUGAAUAGAGUAUCAAUUUCUAAGAGCAAA